AUGUCGAAGCAUCCGUACCCUUCGGAAGACCAGAAGAAGCAGCUCGCUCAGGACACGGGGUUGACGAUUCUUCAAGUUAACAACUGGUUUAUCAACGCGAGGCGUAGAAUUGUCCAGCCGAUGAUCGACCAGAGCAAUCGAGCCGGUAAGACGAGCUGCAUUCUGUCAACAAAUCCAACACAAACAUGUUACAACGACAUACAAACAUGUUACACCGAAGACGCGUAUAAUUUCAUGUCACCUGAAAUGUCGCUGGAUAUGCAUCACGAAUACGUUUAUCCGGCUUAUCACGAGGGUUACACUCCCGGUUAAAUUCCUUAUCAGUGACGUAGAUCGAUGUGUUGUAACGAAGGAAUCCUGCCCAGAACGAUUUGACUGAUUCGAUAACUCUUACUCGAGCUAAGAUCAGAUUCAUUAGUAUUUCAUCCGACACGUUGUUUAUCAGCAAUUUCAUUAAAAAACACUGUUUCCUUUCUUUCUUUACAUUUUUUUAUC
Molecule: messenger RNA, 495 nt
Organism: Frieseomelitta varia
Lineage: Eukaryota; Metazoa; Arthropoda; Insecta; Hymenoptera; Apidae
Product: homeobox protein homothorax-like
Exons: 3
Coding region: 1-312 (103 amino acids)
Biological process (GO): angiogenesis; positive regulation of transcription by RNA polymerase II; embryonic pattern specification
Molecular function (GO): RNA polymerase II cis-regulatory region sequence-specific DNA binding; DNA-binding transcription activator activity, RNA polymerase II-specific
Source: RefSeq, a predicted model, not a curated record